Molecule: messenger RNA, 1509 nt
Organism: Xiphophorus maculatus (southern platyfish)
Lineage: Eukaryota; Metazoa; Chordata; Actinopteri; Cyprinodontiformes; Poeciliidae
Gene: atoh1b
Product: neurogenic differentiation factor 4-like
Exons: 1
Coding region: 447-1184 (245 amino acids)
Molecular function (GO): protein dimerization activity
Source: RefSeq, a predicted model, not a curated record
GUGCAUAACGUCGAGACUUGGCACGCACACUUGUAAUAUGAUCUGCAUUUAUCCAUUAAGAUUGUGUUUGCAAAGUUUACUGUCAUUCCAGUAAGAGAGACGUUACACCCAUUUCUUCCUUUAUCCAAACUUUCUAGACCUCCAGUGCCAUCCACGCUCCUGAAUGAUUAAUACUCCAGCUCCCCUCAUGUGUAAGGACAACAACAAGGUCGUGAUUGAGUUACAAAGCACAAUAGGAGAGAAAAAGUCAAGCUUUGUCUGAUUGUUCUUUGACAGGGUCAGAGGCUGCUCUCUCCUGAGACAGCAGGGCUGUCACUGGGCAGGGAGUGACAGCAAGGUGACUGAGGGGAGGCUCUAUAAAUUGGCGGCGCCGAGCAAACCUCUCCAAACACGCGGAGAAUCCCGUGCGCAAUUCCACUGCAGUGCAUGAGCGCAGGCUGUCACUGAUGAUGACCGCAAAAGCAGAGCUUCCGGGCUGGCCAGAGUACCCCGAGGACUUCUCCCUGCUACAACAGAAAAAUCUGGCCCACCUCAGCUCCAAAACGUGGAUUUCCUCAAAUUCGGUCCGUGGCUUUUCGCGAAGGGAAGCGCACGACGCCGCAGAGGCUGGGAUUUCACUGGAGAAACUCGGGUCAGUGGGUAGACUCCACGAGUGCGCGUCCGCAGAGGCAGGCCACGCGAGGGCAUCCGAUGGAGACAAGGGGAGCGGCUUGGGGCCUCAGAGACACCGGCGCGUCGCAGCCAACGCCAGGGAGCGCAGGCGGAUGCACGGUCUGAACAAAGCCUUUGACGAACUGCGGAGCGUCAUUCCAUCGCUGGAAAACGAGAAAAAGUUAUCCAAGUACGACACCCUACAGAUGGCGCAGAUUUACAUCACUGAGCUGUCUGAGCUGCUGGCCGGCGUGGUUCAGCAGGAGUCCAGAGGCCCUCGCUCGGGGUCAGAGAAGACCUCCAGGAGGAACUUGAUUCACUCGAUCCGGCCAGACGCGGCUGCGCAGCCAGCCAUGCUGCUGACUGGAGAGGAACAGCAACAGCAGCAGAGAGACCAAUCCAUCAACCACCUGAUCAUACUCGGACCUUCAUCUGUGAUAGAGUCCAACACGUCAGAGGCGUCCUCCAGCAGCAGUGAUGGCGAAUCCUCGAAUUUCAGCGACACGGAGGACAGUCAGACUGGGAGACAGUGACAGAGAAGCAGUUUAUUUCUAACUUGGUUCCCAGAUGUUCACAUGGCAGUGAGGCAGAGCUGCUGUUUACUCCAUGGCCGUCUCUAAUAGAUCAGAUGUUGCACUGCUGGAUUUCAAAAGUGAAGAGAACUCAUUCAUUUCUCAGAGAUCCUGACUUGGUUUCCUCUUGAUGAACUAAAAGAGGCCUACAUCUGCACUUUAAGGUCCUGAACAAUAACUUUAUCCAGAGUCAGUGGUUGGAUCCUAGCUUUUAUUUUGAAAUAAAACAAGUAUUUUUCUAUUUAAGAAUAGCUAAUCUGUAUUGUAUGAGGGAUGUUUUGUUUUU